Molecule: messenger RNA, 1258 nt
Organism: Engraulis encrasicolus (European anchovy)
Lineage: Eukaryota; Metazoa; Chordata; Actinopteri; Clupeiformes; Engraulidae
Gene: pdyn
Product: prodynorphin
Exons: 3
Coding region: 97-834 (245 amino acids)
Biological process (GO): neuropeptide signaling pathway; sensory perception; chemical synaptic transmission
Cellular component (GO): plasma membrane; axon terminus; dendrite
Molecular function (GO): opioid receptor binding
Source: RefSeq, a predicted model, not a curated record
UUUAUAUUCUCAAGGUCUUGAGAGAAGCUGUCUAUUUUCCCUUCUCAGAGUCGUGCUAGGGAAGGGCAUAAAUACCAUUCCAUCAAGGAUAUCAGAAUGGAGUGGUAUGCGCGCGUGCUGGUGUUGAUCCUGAGCGCACCGACCCUGGCAGCAGCGGACUGCACCACGCGCUGCCUGAAAUGCGCACAGCUGGAAACAUCAGUGGAUAGCCUGACCUGCACAUUAGAGUGUGAAGGGGCCCUCUCCAGUUCCUGGGAAUUAAGCAAAUGUGACCGAAUACUCAACCCGCAGUCGAUGGACUUAACUGCGGAUGACGAUGCGCUCAGCGCGCCCAACACCGAGGAAAGCCAAGACUCUCUCCCCAACCUGGUCAAGAGAUACGGGGGCUUCAUUAAAAGGAUUGACAAAAACAAACUUUUCAAAUCCCCCUGGUAUGAGAAUGCCAUUCUGAAAGGAGUUAUAGGAAAGAAACUCGAGCAACCCCUUGGCAAAUUUGGUGAGCGCGCGGCUCCUGAGUUUUCCGAGGACACGGAAGGCGAGGACGUGGCAACAGAGCGCGAAACGGGAAUAUAUGACGAGGCAGCAUCAAACCUCGUCAAACGGUACGGAGGAUUCUUGAGAAAAUUCCCAAAGCGAAGCGAGCCAUCACUAUCGUCGUCGGAAGAGGAAAGCGCGGGCCAGGAGCUGCAGAAACGGUACGGAGGAUUCAUGCGCAGGGUCCGACCCAAGCUCCGGUGGGACAACCAGAAGAGAUACGGGGGGUUCUUACGGCGCCACUUUAAGAUCUCAGUCAGGUCAGAGGACCCUGCAUAUGAGGAUGACGCAAGUCUUUAGGUCAGGGCGUAGUAGACCUAAUGUAUUCAAUCACAGCCGCCUUUCACUUCAAACUUCUAUCCCAGAUGCGUGAGAAUGUUGCCCAUAAUGCGUCACUGUGGUGUCUGUGCUGCUGAGCCUGGUGUGGUGUUGGUGUCACAGCGGGUUAUGAUCCAAGUCAUGAUUUAGGAGGGGAAACAUACGGACUCGUCUGGCUCAUCGGUCAAGUCACAAAGUUUGAUGGACCUUCAGGUCGAGAAGCAUUUGUUGUUUUGCGUAAAAAAAGCCAUCUUCUGUAAGUCAUGUACUGAAUCCCAAUAUGCUUGUUUAAUUACUCUCUAUACCGACUCUCCAUAAUAAAGGCAAGUGCCUCGUUUGCCCCAGCUGCAAGGAAAUGCUGUUUGUAUUGAUUCACAAAUGAAACUGGACGAAUACAUCUAAACUC